Molecule: messenger RNA, 2081 nt
Organism: Fusarium redolens
Lineage: Eukaryota; Fungi; Ascomycota; Sordariomycetes; Hypocreales; Nectriaceae
Exons: 6
Coding region: 40-2055 (671 amino acids)
Biological process (GO): regulation of DNA-templated transcription; DNA-templated transcription
Molecular function (GO): DNA binding; zinc ion binding; DNA-binding transcription factor activity, RNA polymerase II-specific
Source: RefSeq, a predicted model, not a curated record
CAAUUGUGCAAAACACGGCCGGCCGGGAAUAAUUACGACAUGCCAAAUCCGAGAUCAGUCCGUAGCAGUCAGAGGUCUGUUCUCGCAUGCACUAAUUGCUCUCGGCGCAAGAUCAGAUGUUCCAAGGCUAUUCCCUGCAUAGCAUGCGUGCGCCAGAACAAGGCUGCGCAAUGUCAGCGAGAGCCUGUUACAGUUGUUUCGAGGCGCUCGGUAGGGCGUUCCAGGGCCUCGACAGUACCGGAUGACCCUGUAACUGAUCCAGAGCCUGUGCACAACGCAGAGGGUGCCGGCCCUGCGCCAGCGUUGCCAACCCCAGUUCAGGAAGUCCCUCUUACUGUCGUCCCCUCGGCUUCGACUACUGUUGCAAGCAGUGAUGAAUCCCUGCCGCAGAUUGAUGAUCAGAUGCUCGAGCAGCUAUUGGCUUCCCUAUCGACGCCCGACACGCGGUUGACCAACGAAGCUGCUGCUAUGCUAGAGUUCCUUACUCAUGGCCGGCGCAAUAUCCUUAACCGAUUUAUUGGACGAGAGUCAAUUUCUACCUCUUUGACCCAGCCUGUUCAGAAGUGGGAUACAUUCCUACCUGUCAAGGAUGCUCGUUCGUUACUAGUGCUUCAUGAGAAGCAUUUGACUUGGAUGCAUAACACGGUCCAUAUGCCAACAUUUCUUCGAGAGUUUGACGAGAAUGUCCUGAUGCUCACAUGCGACAGGAGUUGGAUAGCUCUAUAUUAUGCUCUUCUCUCCCAAACGCUCUACCAUCUCGAUAUUGAAUACUUGUCAUCUCGGCAUCAACCAAUAACAGUCGACAGUCAAGCGUCUCGUAUUUUGUUUGACAAGAGUAGAGAGUUGCUUUAUGAAGCCGAGUUCAUGGAUACGCAUAAGCUGACAUCGGUCCAAACCAUUUGUCUAUUGGUCCAAGUGGCUCACAACUUCGACAAGUCUGACCUCAUCUGUGUUCUGGUAUCCGCUGCUAUUCGCAUCGCUCAGUGUCUGAACCUACAUCGGUUGGGACCCGAUGGCCAUGCUGCUGGCCGCAACGGAGGUGCCAAUGAGAUCGUUGACCGUGAAGUGCGAAAACGAGUCUGGUGGUUUCUCGUCCGUUAUGACUGGCUACAGAUUCCGUUCCAAAAUACUUGCCAGAUCCACUUGGCACAGUUCAAUACUCCCUUUCCCACUAAUUGCCAUGAUGAUCAAGAGCGCAUGAUAAAAGACGGCAGGAUCAAUGCGCAGCCGGCUGAGAUCAUCACCAUCACCACCUGGACGAAUUGUCUCGCCCAAAUGUCGGUUUUUAUGUGGAAACACCAUGAUCGCAUGUCUAAAUUGGGCAACACAGGGACUGAGGAUGUUCAUGGAAGAUACGAGGAAGUCGUCCGAGGCGACGAAGAGAUCAAGAACCUGUACCUCUCAUGGUCCGAUACGCUACGGGAUGUCAAUACUACACCAAGCCACAGUCCAGCAACCGAUGGCCUGCCUACGGGCCUAAUGCCAGCGAUGCUUCUGAUGAGUAUCGCCCAGAAGAUCUUUACAAUCCAUCGUCAGUUCCAGUUGUCAUGUUUUCGUGAUCGGCGAUUCGCUUUCUCCCAGCUUUCCUGUGUGAUGAUCACGGAACGAAGUAUCGAGGCGUUUCAGCGAUGGCCUGACUCUCUCGAGACGCGCAUCUGCCGCAGAAUGUGGACUACGCUGUCGUACAUGAUUAGUUGCUCAAUUACUCUCCUCUUCGCCUUGCUCUUCAAUGGCCAGAAUGCCCUCACACAUGAUUCGGAGAGGCUACGUGGUUACGUAAAGUUUGGCAAAGACUUCCUCAGUAAAGAAGCACAUGCAAGCUCAAUCGCUCGUCGAGGAGUUCGAUUGCUCAGCGCAUUGAUGGACCUGGAACGCUCAUCGGAAUUCUCGGUAGAUAUUGAGGCUGAGAUUGGUGACACUAUACGUCGUGUAGCGUUGGCAGAUGACGAUGGUGUUGAAGCAAACCCUGGUGAGGGGUAUCAGAUGGUCUUUCCGUAUGGACAGGACCUUUGGGAGAGCCUUAUGAGGGAACCACUUGGCGAAGACUUGCUUUAGUGAUUACAAUGGAUGCAAAGAUGGAU